CUUGAAUUCGAGCAAUUCCAAACCGCCAAUAUGCGCCUCGUACGUAAUCGGGUGACGCAAAUGUCCUAUCUUCAUGAAUUUAUUCGCGACGCUUCUGCUCGAUGGAAAUCGACGAAUCCGACCAUAAAUACCGAGUCAACGGAGAUCAACACGAACCCCAAACCGUUGGAAUGGGCCAAUUUGUGGCGUGCUCGGAUCAGACAAACACGUGGUAGAAACAAGAAGCGAUCUGCCAUUGCCAGUGGUCCAAAUGAACAAGCUGGAAUGCAAUUUUUGUCCAGCUGUCAAGCGGGGAUGGUGGAGCAGGUGAAACGAGACAUGUUGCAAAACGGAUUCAGACCAACCUGUCUAGUAGGUGUGGAUCCGAAUGUGGCUGAUCAUCAAGGUUGUUUUGGUCUCUUAUGGGCUGUGGUGAUGCAGUCAAAGGUUAUCGUGAAUGAACGGGAUCGUCUUCUGCCAGCCUGUAGUUCGCACCGAAGUACAGUCCUUCAAUAUUAG
Molecule: messenger RNA, 498 nt
Organism: Echinostoma caproni
Lineage: Eukaryota; Metazoa; Platyhelminthes; Trematoda; Plagiorchiida; Echinostomatidae
Source: the annotation of a GenBank genome assembly